Molecule: messenger RNA, 1430 nt
Organism: Tupaia belangeri chinensis (Chinese tree shrew)
Lineage: Eukaryota; Metazoa; Chordata; Mammalia; Scandentia; Tupaiidae
Gene: CD27
Product: CD27 molecule
Exons: 6
Coding region: 236-1138 (300 amino acids)
Biological process (GO): positive regulation of B cell differentiation; positive regulation of T cell differentiation; negative regulation of apoptotic process
Cellular component (GO): external side of plasma membrane
Molecular function (GO): protein binding; transmembrane signaling receptor activity
Source: RefSeq, a predicted model, not a curated record
UCGCUGGCGGAAAGUGGGGAGAGGUGGAGGGUGCUGCUAAAAAAAAAAAAAAAAAAAAAAAAAAGCCACAACAGCGCUUCAGCGACUCUCGAAGGUCAGCUUGCCAUCCGAGGCAGACGACUCAGAAAGGAACUGCAGCUGCUACCCCGUUGGUGCAGACGAGGCGCCCACACAGGCGGCUAGGGAGGGGCGUGCGGUCAGCAGCCGAGCCAGAACGCGCUCCCAGCUAGGAGCCAUGGCCUGGCCACCUCCCUGCUGGCUGUGUGUUCUGGGGACCUUAGCGGGGCUCUCAGCCUCCCCGGCCCACAGGAGCUGUCCAGAGAAGCACUACGAGACCCAGCAGGGGCUGUGCUGCCCGCUGUGCGAGCCAGGGACGUUCCUGGUGAAGGACUGUGACCAGCACCGAAAGGCGAGUCAGUGCGACCCGUGUCUACCAGGGAUCUCCUUCUCGCCAGCCCACCACGCCCGGCAGCACUGCGAGAGCUGUCGGCACUGCAGCUUCGGUCUCGUUCGCAACUGCACCGUCACCGCUAAUGCCGAGUGUGCCUGUCCCAGAGGCUGGCAGUGCAGGGACAAGGAGUGCACGGCGUGUGACCCUCUCCCAAAGCCCCGGCCGCCCACCCACCCAUCUCAGGCCCCAGCCCCACACCCACAACCCACCCACGUUCCUCAUGCCGGAAAGAUGCCAGAGGCCAGUAGAGUCAGCCACAAGAACCCAGCUGACCUGAAGCAGCUGCCUGUCACGUCUCUCUCUACCAACUGGCCACGUGAGUUUCUCCCUAAUCCUCACCACAGAGAGGUUGCCUACAGGAGGGGCAGGAGGGAAGCCAGCCGGGAAGUCCCCAGGAGUAUAGCCCAAAGGACCCCGUGCAACUGGGACUGCAUCUGCAUCUUUGUGAUCCUGUGCGGAAUGUUCCUUGCGUUCACCUUGAGUGGAGCCCUGUUUCUCCACCGACAAAGACAUGGAUCAAACAGAGAGCGGACACCGGUGGAGCCUGCAGCGCCCUGUCCUUACAGCUGCCCCAGGGAGGAGGAGGGCAGCACCAUCCCCAUCCAGGAGGAUUACCGGAAACCAGAGCCCGCUCCCUACCCGGGCCAGCACUGGGUGGGGAGCCGGGGGUGGUCAAUCCUGCAGUAACGCCCUGGCAUUCGGGCCCACCGACCACGCAGAGAGCCCCGCUCAGGACCACCCGCUCCCCCGGACCCUUUCCUGUGUACACACUUGCCGAGGCGCCGCCUCAAGACGGGCAGUAACAAGGACAAAUAGGGACGACGUGGGAGGCGGGGAGCAGGCGUCCCGGGCGUGUCCUGGCCCAACCCGUUUCGCCCCUGAGCUGUGGGCGGGCUCAGGCUCUGUAGUAAAACACACUUCCAGCUGCGGAAGCCCCACCUACCACAUCAGCAAAAUAAAGUGACACUCUGCGACUGGA